GUGCACCUCUUGGGCUCUCCCUAACUUUGUUCAGCAACGACGAUAUCUGACCGUCCUUUGACAACUAAACUAACAUAACUUCCCAUAAUUCGUUUGAACGGCUUCUCAGUAUCUACCAGAACUGUCGCCUGGUACAGCCAUGGCUUCCCAAUCUCAUCAGGAGCCGGACCCGCUGGAUGUCUUGCAGAAUAUGGUCAACGAUGUCCUGGUACAUACUGGUAAGGCUCUCAGAGCUUCCCGCAAGGAUGCUCAAGGGAGUACGCAGUCUACUCAGUCAACCCUCAAGUCCAAGUUGCCCGAGUCUAUUGACGGUUUCCGGGAAGCCUUACACAAGCUCGAGUGGGAUAUUAUCGAUGCCAAGUCUGUUCUCAUGCGUGAUAUCAAGCGUCUACAAGAACAGAAGCAGCAGCAGAGCCAGCAGAUUCAGCAAAGUCAACCUACUCCUGUAUCCCAACCCCCACGACCUCAACCAGUUGAAUCUCAGUCCAAAUCUCCCAUGGUCAUCGACCUUGGAUCAUCGCCUCCCCCUCCCCCUCAGGAUCAGCAUAUGACAGAGAUUAAGACUAACAAACCAGUCGCCCCCUUUCCUGACAUGGGCAUGGGGCUUCCCGAUGUCGGCCAACCUAUCAGUGUGCCGAAUGAUGAGACCAGCUCAUCUGUAAUUCCAAGUACUGGACCUGAACAACCGAGCACGAAGAAAAUUUCUCCUGCUGCCCCGGCUUCAGCUCCAGCUGCCACCGCUCCGAUGGCUCCUAUGCCAAUCAUGGAGCAAAAACCUGUGGACAACCAAAACAAUGACGUGACAGACCUUACUGGCGACGGGCCCCAUUCAGAACUCAACUUUACAAAUAUGCAGUUCACGCUGGCUCCGGCCAACAACGACUCGCAGAACCCUUCUAAUUCUCAGGACCCUUCAUUUGACCUUGCAACUUUUGCUCCCCCGGAGGGUAAUGAUGAUAUACUAGGUCUGGACGACAUCCUGCCCACCAACAACACUUCUCAGACAAAUGGCAUCUCACAACUGCCUGCUGGAUCUGCCGAUAACGCAUCCAAGCAAGACCUGCCAAUGGAUACAGACAAUCUGGGAGCCUCACAGGAAAUGUCAACCAAUAAUUAUGACUCGGUGUUUGAUGACGAGAUUUUCGGUGGUCUCGGCACAGGCGACGGUCUCGCCGAUGGAACCGACGACAUUACUUUUGAAUCCCUCAUGAACGACCGGGAUGAUGACAACCUAAACUAUGGCGAAUUUGAUGACAACUUUCUCCUCGAGAAUAUAUAGCGACGCUGUUGCGCACAUCGUCCACGAAACUCGGCCAUCUCUAUGGGUCUCCGACACUCAUUGUCCAGUCACUUAUUUGGCUUCAUGCCAAGAUUACUUUCUCUUGGCCAAUACCAAGACGAACUAGGCAAAGCUGCAUCGGCAGUUGUCAAUAUGGCACGAUCAAGGUCAACGAUAAUAUUUGUGUUUGAAAAGCUUGGCAUCUUCGAUUUUCGAUUUGAUUUUGUUUUCGGCGUUUUGUAAUGGUUCAGAAUGUAUCGGUAGACAUGGACAGGUGUUUGGGUUUUGGGUUAAGCUCACGAUGGUGUUCUCGAUUCAAGAAUGU
Molecule: messenger RNA, 1604 nt
Organism: Fusarium oxysporum Fo47
Lineage: Eukaryota; Fungi; Ascomycota; Sordariomycetes; Hypocreales; Nectriaceae
Exons: 3
Coding region: 140-1279 (379 amino acids)
Source: RefSeq, a predicted model, not a curated record